Molecule: messenger RNA, 10282 nt
Organism: Crotalus tigris (Tiger rattlesnake)
Lineage: Eukaryota; Metazoa; Chordata; Lepidosauria; Squamata; Viperidae
Gene: PURB
Product: purine rich element binding protein B
Exons: 1
Coding region: 582-1628 (348 amino acids)
Biological process (GO): regulation of transcription by RNA polymerase II
Cellular component (GO): nucleus
Molecular function (GO): RNA polymerase II transcription regulatory region sequence-specific DNA binding; DNA-binding transcription factor activity, RNA polymerase II-specific; purine-rich negative regulatory element binding
Source: RefSeq, a predicted model, not a curated record
GGCGGCUGCGCGCGCAUCCGAGGGCGAGCCAGGGCGCGCGAGCGCGCGUGAGGGUGAGAGAAACGGGCGGGGAGGCGGCAGCGCGGCCUCGCCCUCGUCGCAGCGAAGCGGAAAGAAGGAGCGGGCGGAAGACGUCACCGCUCCGGAGGGCGGCCGGGCUCGCGCUCUCCCCUCCCUCCCAAACAGGGGAAGGAGAGCGGGCGGAGCUUACUUCGGUGGGGCGAGCUUCCGGCGCGGAUCUCGCGCGCGCCCGCGCGCGCAGCAGCCAGGUGACUGCCGGAAAUCUGGGUGGACGCGGCUGAGGCGGCUGAGGCAGCUGAGGCGGCGGCGGGGCAGAGCGCGACGCGAGUAGAGGGCGGCGCGCGCGCUUUCCCCUCCCCCCUCCCUCGAGCGCGCGUGCGCGUGCGUGCCUUCGUGCGAGCGCGUGGACGCGUGCGCCUGAGCGAGCGAGCGAGCGGCUGAGGGAGAGCGAGAGGGAGAGAGAGCCGGAGCGGGCGGACUGACUGACGGGCGGGCGGAAGGCAGACCGGGCUGGGCCUGACGGCGGCGGCGGCACAGGCAGAAGGACUCGGGCGGAGAAGAUGGCGGACGGGGACAGCGGGAGCGAGCGAGGCGGCAGCGGCAGCGGCAGCGGGGGAGGCGGCGGCGGUAGUGGCGGCGGCGGCUUCCAGGGCCACCGCGGCGGCGGUGGCGGCGGCGGCGGCGGCGGGGCCGGGCCGGGCCCGGAGCAGGAGACGCAGGAGCUGGCCUCGAAGCGGCUGGACAUCCAGAACAAGCGCUUCUACCUGGACGUGAAGCAGAACGCCAAGGGGCGCUUCCUGAAGAUCGCCGAGGUGGGCGCGGGGGGCUCCAAGAGCCGCCUGACGCUCUCCAUGGCCGUGGCCGCCGAGUUCCGCGACUACUUGGGCGACUUCAUCGAGCACUACGCGCAGCUGGGCCCGAGCAGCCCCGAGCAGCUGGCGCAGGCUUCCCCGGGCGGCGAGGAGGGCGGCGGCGGCGGGCCGCGCCGGGCGCUCAAGAGCGAGUUCCUGGUGCGGGAGAACCGCAAGUACUACCUGGACCUCAAGGAGAACCAGCGCGGCCGCUUCCUCCGCAUCCGCCAGACCAUCAACCGCGGCCCGGGCGGCGGCGGCGGCGCGGGCUUCCCCGGCGGCCCGCCCGGCCUGCAGAGCGGCCAGACCAUCGCGCUGCCGGCCCAGGGCCUGAUCGAGUUCCGCGACGCGCUGGCCAAGCUGAUCGACGACUACGGCGCCGACGAGGACGAGCUGGGCGGCGGCGGCGGGCCCGGCGGGGGCCCCGGCGGCGGCGGCGGCCUGUACGGCGAGCUGCCCGAGGGCACCUCCAUCACGGUGGACUCCAAGCGCUUCUUCUUCGACGUGGGCUGCAACAAGUACGGCGUCUUCCUGCGCGUCAGCGAGGUGAAGCCUUCCUACCGGAACGCCAUCACCGUGCCCUACAAAGCCUGGGCCAAGUUCGGCGGCGCCUUCUGCCGCUACGCCGACGAGAUGCGCGACAUUCAGGAGCGCCAGCGGGACAAGCUCUACGACCGGCGCGCCGGACCGGCCGGGCCGGGCAGCGGCAGCGGCGCAGGGGACGACUCCGACGGGGACGAUGUGGACGACGACUGAGCCUCUCCGCUUCCUCCUCCCCAGAUGACACCCCCUUCCCUCCCCAGCCGCCGCCGCCGCUCCACUGGGGAGGGGGUUGCUAUGGACCGGGGAGGGGGAAGACCCUCGGGGAGCGGAUGGAAAUGGGGCGAAACCUGAUCCUACGUUUCCUUCUCCUCGAGGAGAGGGAGAGAGCAAAGCGUGGAGCCGCCCUGCCUGUCUUGCCUCCACCCACCGCUUCUGGAGCAGCCUCCCCUCCCGAAUUUCCUCUCGUUUUCCCACCCUGUCGUUGCCCCACCAGGAUACAGCAUCUGUCCGUGACUUGGCUCAGCUUUAAGCUCCCCCGGCUUGCCAUUCUCAUCGCCCUGCCUUGUAGAGAGGAAUCCCGGCGACCUCGGUUAACCUCCGUCCUGGCCCAGAGUGGAGAAGAGGGGAUCCUCUCCACCUUGAUCUGCUUGAGCUUCCCGAGGCUUCUCAUCUGCCCUGACUGCUGAAACGUGUGGUGUUUCCCCCCCCACUUUUUUUUUAAUUUAUGGAGGGGGGGAACGGGGAGAGAGAAUUUCAUCCGACCUCAUCUCUCCCUUUCUCUCGGUGCCCUCUCCCCUCUCCUGCAUUUUGAGACCGCGUUCUUCCUCCUCUGCUCUCAACACCAGCAUUCUGGAGACUGCAUGGCCACUGAGCACAAUUGGAAGGAAGAAGAGAAGCUGCCACAAGCGAUCCAAAUCCAGCAGAUCCAAAUCCAGCAGCCUAACCGGGAAGUGUAAAAAAAUCAAGGAUCGUGAACGGGAAGGUUGAAGCCCAAGGCAGAUAGAUGGGGAAGUUGAAAUGGUCCAGGAGGGAGGGAAAGGGGAGACAGGAAAGAUGAGGGAAGCAACCCUGAGAAUGUUCAGAAAGUUGCUUGGAGAGAGGAUGGAGCCUAUAUCUGGACCAACGUCCAAUGUUAUUCUCCUGAAUUUUUACCCGUAAGCUACAGGUGCCUGAACUGGAAUAGAUAACCGAAAUUAUUCUAAAGUUGACAAGGUUCUAAAGGUCAUAAUGAGUUUUUUUUUUCUCUCCUUAGGGGUGGGGUGGGGGUUUGCAAACAGGCAGGUUCAAAAGAGAAAAAAAAGGCAUAAAGCACAAGGAAUGCAGAGUGGACUAGUUGCUGGUCACUAAAGUUCUUCCCCUUCUCUCCAAAUAAGGCGAAAGAGCAAAAUGGCUUUAGGCUUUAGUAGGAAGUAAAAAUUGGAGCUGCCUUUCUCUGGGCUUUUAAAAAGAGGAUCUACUCCAGUAAGGUGGAAUCUGUUCAGUAGCUUGCAAAAGCAUUUAAAUUGUAAUUUGUUAAAAAGAAAAAAGAAUGUGAGGCUUCAACUCUUAAAAAAAAAAAGAAGAAGAAGAGAGGGAAACUGAAAGCUACUUUCACCGUGCAAAUAAGUGGACAUGUUCUAUGAAAAUAGACACCAAGAACCUCAGGUCCAGAAGUCCAGCAUCUGUUGUUGUUUUAACAAGGUUUUUUUUAAAAAAGCAAGAAGAGAACACAAUCCAUUUCCUCAGUACCUCACAUUAUGUUAACAGCAAUGGAUUGUUCAGAGCAAUCUCUGCCCUAUGGGAGGUGCAUAAUCAUCGCGAAAAAGGAGCAGAAUCCAGCCAAGUCCUGUGACUAUGAACACACCCUAGCAGCAUUUUACCACCUUCAAAUUUUACUAUAGACUGGCUACUGCCUAUUCGUCCAGUUGUCUUUCCCAAGUGGAGUUGGGCCUCCCCAUCCAAAGAAUUGCCUCAUCUAUAUUUUAAAUGGAUUCUUACCUAAAAUGAUAUUUUUUUAAACAAAUGAAGUCAGUCCUAUUCCCUCUAAAAAGUGUUUUAGCUACAUUAUAUACUAGCAACUUUGAAUUGAAUGGAAAUUGAUACUGUUCAUUCAAAGUUUCGGGUAUUGUCUGUGUGACAUCUUAGAGGCAGGUAAAACUUCCUCUACAAUCUUUUUAAAUUGUGCAUGCCUGUCCUUUAUUUGAGCUGCCUUUUUAAUUUAUUGCAUACCCAUAUUUACCUUAUUUUGGCAUUGCUCUUCUCUAUACUGUCUUUGUUUUGUAUUUAUUAGAAAGCAAAGAGGCAUAUAAAAGGCAUUUCCUCACUGGAAUUUUUUCUAAAAAGAAUUGGGUUUUGCUACAGUUAUAAAACUCAGCAAAUGUCAAAUUAGUUUAUCACAAACAACAAUUGUUUAUUUUAAAAGCUGUUUCUUUAUUCCAUGUGUUCAUGGUAGAUCUUAUAUACUUGGGGGGGGGGAACCCUUCUUUCCAUUUUUCUCCGUUGCAAAGAACUUGUUUCCUGAAUUGUAAUGGGAGCAAUAGUAUUUCUUGAUGUUUUAAUUACAUCCAUAUACUUGUACUGUAUUUUGUACUCUCCGAGGCAGCUGUUUUCAAUAAUGUCCUGCUGUAUUUACCUAUGUAUAUUUUUUGUUCUAUUGUAUUUAGUUCUUUGCUGCGGAGAACAAUAUUCACCCACAAAAAAAAUUCAGCGUACAAGGAUCGUAGCCUGGGUAGGAACUGCAGAAAACUCUGCUUAACUAAUGAGGCUUAAAAGGCAGCAGUGAAAAUGGAGGCUGCAGAUGCUUAAUAUCUAUUGCUGUAAUUCUUCACUCAAUUUAAAACAGUGUAUAAUACUUGUAUAGACCAACAUUUUUGUUGCGUUAGUGGUAAUCUCGAUUCCCUCCCCUCUUUUUAUUUUGUUUUGUUUUGUUGCUCAGCUGCCAUGAGCCAGUUCUUGCAAAGAUGCAGUACCUCUCCUUUUCAGGAGAACCUUUGGGGGUUUGGGGGGGGGGGCUGAAUUGUUGUAGUAACUAGCCUUACCUUUGUAUUACAUGGUAGUGACAGGAUGUUGACUGUCCCUGGCCAGGGGCUAUAUAAGCUAUAAUUAGCUGCCCCAAAGUAUGUGGAAGCCGACAGAAGCAUAUCAGUUGUUUAGCAAGGAGCAUUGCCAUAUAUGGUGUUGCCUUUGGCAACAGGAAGAGGCUCCUGUAGUCAUUGUAGACCAGCUAAACUGAUAUUGAGUACACCAAGUGAUACAUGACCCUCCUUCAAGGUGUGCAGUUAGGGUGACAGUGCAAGAUGUCAGUAGGAUACUAAGGUGUUGGGUCUGCUUGUGCUCACAUAUAAGCUAUAGGCGUUUAACUAUUCACAAAUAUUGAGGCUAUCAUGCUACAUCGGGUCAAUGCCCAAGAUUCUUUCUAGAGAGAAUUGAAUUCUGGUGCCACAAGCCUCGCUUAGAUGUAACGUAUUUCAGUGAGGAAACCAUUCCUUAUGCUUAUUGGAGAACAGGGAAACUUGCCUGAAAUCUAUCUGUCUAUCUAUCUAUAUAUAUAUUACCUUUCCCCAUGUAGAACUUAAAAUUUCUGGGCUUAAACAACAGCGGAGGCUGCAGAUACAUUUCUGAUUAAUUUGGAAGCAUGAAUUGGCCUCUGCUGAGGAGAGGGGGUCUCCAUUGCUUAUGGCAAAGCAUUAGAAAUCUCUGCCUUCCCGGUUGCUACCACAAUUUUGCACAAACCCUCCGUGACCGGUUUCUGCAGAUUGCAAACGGGCACCUUUGUGUCUGGAUAAGCUACUGUUCACGCGAGGCCAAACUCAACCACAUUAGGAAAACCCAUUACCCUGGAUCCAAUCCAACACGAGUGAACUUUAGUAUUCCUGCUAUACUCCUGUGCUUAAAUGUCCAUUUGAGUAAUGAAAAGCUUCUCUAUUCUUGUUGCUGCAGUUAACUCAUAUCGAUCUCUUUCUGCAGCGAUGUUUGUUGACCGUGUGUCGGUGCAUUUUUGCAAGCUUCCAUAUCCUGCAAGCCUACGAUUAAACAGCUUGAUCCCAGUGAAGUUGGGAGGUGAGCUGUGAAAGGUUAGGCGUGUUGUUUUAGGUGGCUUGUGGAUUGCAUUGUCAUCUUUACCUGUAGAUUUUGUGGGGGGGGGGAAAUGGGUCACCUCUGUAUCUGGCAUUUCUAGGUAUUCCCCUUAGAAUGGUGCAUCUGCUGUACAAACAAAAUGUAAAUCUUGUAUAGCACCAAAAAUUGUAAAUAUGCGAGACAUACAGGUAUAAACGCCCGUAGCUUUAGCUCACAUCUAGUUAUGGGCCGUGUUCCUAUUUCCAUAGCUAUCUGCUUCAGAGUGAUUGCAGGCCUAACAGAGGAGGCUGAGUCCUCAAAGAGAAAGCAAUUCCCGUUGCUUACCCUGAAAUCCUCUUUGCACAAAUCACAGAUUAUUUUUUUUAGUAAGAUUUUAGCUUCUGCUUUAGUGUCUCUAAAAUAACGACUUAACGAUCCUGUCCUUGCUUGUACUUUUUCAGGAUAAUGGGCGCAAGAGGCAGGUUCCAAUAAGCCCCUCAUAUUGAGUGGUCCCUUUGUUGACUGCACACUUCAGGUAUUGGAAUAGCUGAAGAUGGUUUUUGAUUUACUCCCGUCGUUUAAAAAAAAAGUGUAAUAUAUUUGACUCUACAAGACAUCUCAAAAGUGACUAACUCAGGCUACUUUUCUCGUGUGAGGGUGGCAAUUUUAUGAUUUUGGUAGAAAAUUGUUCGUUGCAUAAACAUGCUUGGACAUCUCAAAGUUUUAAUAGAAAGAUGGUGGUACUUGAUCUGAUGCACAAUUUAAUCUCUCAGCAGAUAUUCACUUUUUUGUUUUUGUUUUUUAAAAAAAUGUGGCCUUGAUUCUUCAAAGGAGGAAAGGGAAACUUGCUUUCCCUAUAUGUAAGUGGCACUUUUUUUGGCUUCAAAACUGAUUCUGCAAGUUCUUCGUAGACAUGAUAUUGAUAUGCUUCCUUUUAUAAGCAAGUGAACUGGUCAAUGUAUUGAAAUAUGUUUGCUAUGAAUUUAGUUUUAUAAAGGAACAAGAAUGCCUGAGACUAAAUAUCUAAAACCUAAAGGACCAUUAUGCUCUUUUUAAUAGCAGUAAUCACAGUUAUUUCUGAAGAAAUGCAGUGUAGAUCAUUUUAGUUUCACCGAGCACAAUCCUGCAGGCACAGCAGCUACAUUACUUAAUGGGUUUGUGUCAGAUGCUUGUAAUUUUUGUAGUCUAUCUGGGGAUAGUUUGAUAUGAAUGCUUCCAGAUAUCUAGUACCCUUCUCAAAUUAAAAAUUGCAGAAAGAAGACAGAGCAAUCAGGUUUACUGUGCAGUGAUAUUCUGCAGAUGGACGUUUCCAAAUGAGUACAAAUACCAAGCAGUGAUACGUAGGUAUAUUUCUUGAUUCUUUGUUCACUCUAAUGAACAAUCUGUGGUGUAAAUACAUAAUCUUCAUGGUCGCUUGAUCUGAAAUAUAAUCUGUGGUAGUCUGAUUCCAGAUGUGUGAGAGGUUUUUAGAAGUCUUGCCUCUUGUCAGUAUUGCUGAUUAUGAUCGUUUUUAGUGUCAUCAAAAUUGCAAUAGUUAAAUGUUGUGCUUGAGCAUUCACUGAAUCAUUUUGAUUGAGGAAAUUUUUCUUCAAUUUGCAUAGAUGGAAAGAUUUAAUAGAUUAUGACUACAGAUGACAGAAAAGUCUGGUUGAAGUGAAAUAAUUCGUAUUUCCCCCCCCCCCCCUUUUGCAGGUUCCAAGAAACUUCAGCUUUUGCACUUUGUAGCUUUUAUAGCCAUUAGUGAUUACACACACACACACACACACACACACACACCAAGAUUUUGUUUUGUUUUGUUUUGCAGAUAAUGUGACAUUGAGGAGUGGAACGUAGCCAAAUCUAAUAGCUGUCUCCUGCAGGAUUAAAAGAAAUUUUAAUAGCUGAAGCAAACAUUCAAACAUCAGGAUGUAACCAUGGAUGGAUUACUACCUCUUGUAUCUGUAAUAUCACAGUUAUCUGCAAUGGUGCUAGACUUAAUUUCACCUUAAAUAUACUUACAUUGCUUUUCUGUUGUAAUGUAUAGUAGAUUUGGUUUUUCCAUUGUGAAAUUCCCUAUUAUGGUCUAGACAUUAAAACAACUACCACAGAGUUGUAAAAAAAGAGAACAGUAACCAAAUGGCGAUACACAAUGGAGCAGCUACUUUUUAUUAGUUUGAGCUAGACUGGAUUUUUCAGACAAGCCCCUUCUCAAGGGAGGGUUUUCAAAAUAAGUUCGUAGCACAGAGGAAUUCUAGUUUGUCAAGAGGAAGGGCCUAAAAUUAUGCUCCACGCCUAUAAUUCCACUGAAUGCAGUGAAAGAUUUCUGCCCCCUGAUUUUCAACAUAAAAUUCUGUGAUUGUGGAAUUUAAACCUAGCUACAUUUAUUAAUUUGUGUCUAAUUUUGGAAAUGUGAAUAAAAUGACAGGCUCUGUAGGAGUAGGAUUCCGACCAAUGGGAUUUCUCCCAAUGGCAGUUCCACCCUUGCUUAUCUUUCACACUUUUUAUUGGAGGUUUUCUAAUGAGAAGCAUUAGUCUGCCAACAUGUUUACUUAAAUAAGGAAUAUUCAUGGAUUUACAUAGGAUGAAAGUGUUUCUUUUGCUACUCUCUUUCCUUCUAUCCCUCCAUUUUAAAAUUUGACAAGAAGAUAGUGCUCUACUAACAAAUGCCAACAACAUUUUUAUCUCUGAAAUUCGGCAUAAGGAAGAUUUAGUGUGCUUUGUCAAAGCCAUUUGUAAAAUGCUGCUAUGUAGCCUUAAUAUUGUAAUGUAUUGUGUGUGUAUAUAUAUGUACAUAUACACUUAAAUACAAAGUAAGUGGCCCACAGCUAAGAAGCAGAAGUUUGUGGUUUGUUGUAGCUGGUUCCUGCUUUGUGUAGCCAAGAUAGAUUGUAUUUAAAACUUGCAGAAAGAAAAUAAUUUAAAACAGCAGUCACUGCUCAUCAUUUUAACCUAGGCAAAUGUCGAAGGCCAAAUAUUUAAUUUCUUGCCCUGGUUUUUUUUUGUGUGUGUUGAAAGGCCUUCUAGUUAGAAAAUCCCUACAUUUGAAUUUAAGUGGGAUUUACAAGCAGAAUGCAGCUUAAAAUUCUUGUUUUCCCCUCGUGAAAAUUGGAAGUAUUGGACCAUUACGUUUCAAUUUAAAAUGCUGUGCCAGGUGGGUUCCUGGGUGAUGUGGCUUGUGCAGAAUCUCUGAAUAGUUGAACCCGGCCACUUUUUAUAAGAGAAGGCAGAACUUUGGUAGACUUAUUCACCUAUUAAUGAAGCUGCGGUGAACUUUUUUCCUUUGGCACGUUGAUCUUGCAAGUAUAGCUGGAUAACCCACUUCUGGUAUCUGGCACAGUGUGUUGUUGCUGAAAGUAGAGGCUCACCCCUCCUCCUUUCCAGAAAGGUUAGCGGAAAGAUGAGUCCUAACACUUCAGCAAAAGGAGGGUUUUCUGACUGAUCAUCUGUGGAUCAGAGUUUAACAAAUGUGCUAGACAAAGCUAAGAACCCAUCCGCCCUCCGUGAGAAAGCUUUGCAGUGCCAUUGGUUCUCCAGCUGAUGCACAAGCCAGGAGAAGCCCACCCUGGUUGAAACAUAUCAAAAUCAAGUGAGCUUUGAGCAGCGGCUGUUCUGGUGGUGAGAAGUUUAUUCUUGCUGACGUUACAUUGCCAGGCCUUGAACGGCUGGCAGUCUUCCAUGUUCUCUCAAGAACCACUGGAACAAGCGCUUUAGUUCUGAUUUUGGAAAUCCUGCUCUUUUUUGCAACUCAGUUGAACAAACGUUUGCACAACGGGUAGAAUUUUCAAGCACACGUUCUGUAUUGGAAAGAUACGGAUCUUUUUCCAAGGAAGGGGCUAAUAAUCAACUCAUCCAAAGUUCGGUUCCUUGUAAUAACUGAAACUCUCGCUAAGUGUCCUGCCAGUGGGUUUCUCGAAACUAAAGUCGGGAUGAUGAAACAAAAAAUGGCAAAGUUAUGGGGAAUCAGAACAGCCGGGAAUGAAAAUUGGCUGGGCUGAAUGUAUAAUAUCAGAAAGUAAGCAAAUAAUUUAGUUUGAUAUGGCAUUAAGAAAAACUCAUGCAAGUGAUAAUUGAUCAUAUAAAGAUGUAAUCAGCCAACCCAUUUGUAAAUAUACACCUUUGUACAUUGUAUACAUAGAAACAGAUGUCUGUGUACACAUACACAUGUAUGUACAUGUGUACACAUGUAUGUACGUACAUGUAUAUGUAAUUAUACAAUUGUUUCUCUGCUAGAUGCAAAAAUAGCUCUAUAAAUACAUAAAUUCUAGAAAUUUGUAGUAAUAUAGGACUGAUUUCAGGAAUAUCUGCUGAGAGACCAAAAAGUUCACUUUUAAGUACCUUAAUAAAAAAAAAUAAAGUUUAUUCCUCGUUUAUUUUUUUAUUAAAAUUUAAAUGCACUUUAAAUGGCAACCUACAUACGCAGACAUAGCUGCAUGGUGCAGUUUCAGACUUGGAAAUGUUGUAUAAAAGUGCAGCACCCAUUGAAAAGAUCUAUUGCUUUCUCACCUGCCAAGCAGAGCGCUGGAAAUGAGUUAAAAUCCGCAGGGUCAAGAGCUGCCUGUUAUCUUGCUGCCCAUUGGCUGAAGCUUAGAUUCUGAUUUCCUGGGGGUGGGGUGGGGGGGCUAGCAGGACUGCUUUUUAAAGAGGCUGUUGUCAAAUAGGCAGGUCCUGGAUUUACCACUAGCUAACUAGCAAAGAAGAAGAAAAAGAGAAAGUCCACAUGACCUGAAUAAUUCCUCAUGCUAGUUGAGCACUCCUUAAAAUAGCAGGUUUUUGCAAAUGGAGUUUUACAGUCUAUAUUUAAAAAUUGUAUGUUUGUAACAAAUAAAAGUAUGCGGAAAAGUGAAUGAACCAUC